Messenger RNA from Magallana angulata, 3219 nucleotides. Its product is annotated as putative Ras-related protein Rab-33. Gene Ontology annotation, biological process: Rab protein signal transduction. Gene Ontology annotation, cellular component: endosome; Golgi apparatus. The transcript is spliced from 2 exons. Gene Ontology annotation, molecular function: GTPase activity; GTP binding. Bases 138 to 869 code for a protein of 243 amino acids. NCBI's taxonomy places the organism in Eukaryota, Metazoa, Mollusca, Bivalvia, Ostreida, Ostreidae. The record is from RefSeq and is a predicted model, not a curated record.
AUUCUGACAAAAACAAAUCAGCUGGCAAGUGGUCGACAAACUGUUAGGCUAGGGGAGGACAUACUUGAUGAUGUCAUAUUCUUUACUGUGACAUUAAUUAUUGUUCAAUUAGGUUACUUUAAUACUAACAGAAAAACAUGAUGACAGAAACUCAUAGUGCGUCAAAUUCUCCAAGUAAAGACCCUUCUGUCACUGUCAUAGAAAAGCAGACACAGAGACGGAUCUUCAAGAUCAUUGUAAUCGGAGACUCCAAUGUUGGAAAAACGUGUCUAACAUACAGAUUCUGCACGGGGAAGUUUCCAGAUAAAACAGAAGCAACUAUUGGGGUGGAUUUUAGAGAAAGAACUGUUGACGUGGACGGUGAACAAAUAAAGUUGCAGCUUUGGGAUACUGCUGGACAAGAGAGAUUCAGAAAAUCCAUGGUGCAGCACUACUACAGAAAUGUUCACGCUGUGGUGUUUGUUUACGAUGUCACGAAAAUGUCUUCCUUUGAGAACAUGCCUGGCUGGAUUGAAGAAUGUGACAGACACAACUUAAACCUAGAAAUUCCUCGCAUUCUAGUUGGAAAUAAGUGUGACAUGACAGACAAGGUUGCAGUAAACACAAACCUGGCCCAGAAAUUUGCUGAUUCUCAUACCAUGCCAUUAUUUGAGACAUCAGCAAAAGAUGAAGAAAAAGCCAACCAUAUUGAUGCUAUAUUUUUGACUCUUGCUCACAAGUUGAAGAACAGCAAGCCAAUGAUGUCUCCAUUUGUUGGUCCAGGUGGUUACCCAAAUAAUGUCCAGGUGGUGACAGUUGGAAAGUCUCCUGAGUCUCGGGGUUUACAGAAAAUGAGUACAGAGGACAAACAAGACCAGUGUUCGUGUUAAAUUUACUGUUCAUGCAUGUUACAAAUGUUAAGGUAUAAGAUCAUUGUAUAUGGAGCCAAGUUCAGUUUAUACAUAAAUACAGAGAAAUUAUCUAGGCUCGACAUGUUGUUUUUUUUCACUCAAUAAUCUUUAAAAUGUUUAAGAAUGAAAUUGUGUUUAGACCUUGAAUAGUCAACAAGUUAAACUUAAUCGAUCCACCUAUCAAAUUUUAGGGUUGUCACAUUUGCAACUAAUAUCACAGCAGCCUUGAUUUUGCCAAUUGUAUAGUAGCUGCCAUCUGUUCUAAAUCUGAAAACUUAAUCAUAUUGAUACUAGGCAGUAUUGUUAUGGUAAAGAAACAUAGAAAACAGUAUUAACAAGGACAUAAGGAAAAUUUUGAAUAUCAAAUUAGAUCCUUGCAUUUCCUGGUACAAAGUCACUCAGGCUUUUUGUUUAUAGGAAUUUUGAUUUUUCAUUUAUGGUUUCACAUAACAGCUGUCAAAAUUGUUCAUAUCUGUCUACUUAGCUAAAAUGAAGUUUUAAUUAAGAUUUAUUGAUUAAUGUUAAAUCUAACAUCUACAAAAUAAUGUAGGUUGGUCCUUAUAUUAGGCAUUGAAUACAUGAUCUAUAUUGUAUGUAUUUUGCAUUUUCAAUUAAACAUGCAUUGUUUUUGCUUAUUGCUUCUAUAUUCUUAAAAAUUUAUUUUCAAUUCCAAUGUAGUGGGGUUUUUGUGUACAUUUUGACAGGAAAUUCAAUUGUGCUUGCAAAAACUUGCAAUAUUGUACUGUAUUACUAAAAAUAUCAUAUUCAUAAUACUGUUAAAGCAGAAACUAUUGUGUGGAUAUAUUUCUUUGAUUUGUAAACUUAAAUAGUUUUGAUUUUCUUGUUUAAAAUAACUGUACUUAAGGAAACAUAAAACCACGUACGUGUUUUGUUGAUGAUUUAAUUUUGUUAAUGUUAAUAUUAUCUAACAAAUAAACAAAUUUAAUGCUCAAUGAAUGAUUAUCAAAUCUGCUUUAACAGUAUUAAAUGUUGAGAUGCACCGGUAAUUGGCAGAUUUGUUUUUAUGUAGUGUAAACCUUUUUUUCCCUUAAUUAGUAAGCUACAUUGUUUGGCAAUAUUGUUCCAUUUUCAAGUUAUAUUAUUAGAUUAGAUGAUAAUUUUGAGGUAUAUGGACUGUUAUGUAAGGUUAAGUAUACUACAUGUAUAUUUAGAAACAUGGUCUUUCUAGACACAUGUUAAAUUGUUGUUCAAUGUUUGUAUUAUUUAUUUUAUUUAAUCAGUCAUUUUCCACAUUGUCUUUCACUUAUUGCUGUAGAGUUUACCAUUACAUAUACACUGUAAGGCGAUUGCAUCUAUUUUGUUUGUGCCAGGAAUCUAGAAAUGGGGGAUGUUAAAGAGAAAAAAAUGUGUGUAGCUUGUUGGAAAAGGUCAAUAUUUAUUUGAAUGGAUACAAGAUCUAAUUGUCUAGAGUUUUUCAUUUGAAGUGCAGUCAAAGUCAUAUGUUAUGAAUGGAGCAGAUUCAAUAGUGCUACACAUGUUUAUUACCCCAGAAUUUUGAUAAAAGUAUUCAGUAAUUUAUUUUUCUUUUAAGAAAAAAAGUUAAAGAUUUUCUGUACAUGGUCAUCAUUUUUUUUUUAAAUGUAGGCAAGCAGCUAGAAUGGCAUAGCUGCUAAGAGAAAGACACAAUGAAUGUAUGAAUGAACACUGAUGAUGAACGCUUUAUAGUAAGUCAUGGCAUCGAUGAAUGGUUUCUGAAUUUUAGUGACAUUGGAAAUCAAUAUUGCAAAGAAUGCAGUCGUAUGGACAUUCAUUCCAUUAAUUGUGCAAUAUAUUCAUUAUAGCCCCGAACGUCCUAUAACUUUGUCUUCUAGAUAAUAAUGACAAUUGUCAGAAUACAAAUUUAACUCUUGUUAUGGAUAGAAAUCUGCAGGUUCUACACGAUUAUAAUUUAGACAAGCAGAAUUAUGUAUGUAUAUUUGAGUAAACAAAGUAAAUCAAAGAAUUCAUUCAAUUUCAUAUUAAAGCUCUGCAAGCUUGCUAAUGUCAUGAACAUGCAACAUUUCUUUAAGACAAUUAUUACCGGUAUUUGUAAUGUAAAUUAAUUAUCCCUUUGCUCUUCUUUACUUAUACAAGAUAAGACUAUGGUGUUAAUGGUACGAACAUUGUAUGUGUUCUUAUUGUCAAACCACUAUUUGUAAGUUUUUAAUAUGUGGGAAAAAAAUUCAUGCUUUUCAUUACAUUCAUACUAAUGACACACUUGUUUAUAUUGAUGGUGGACAAGAUUCCAUACAAAAUAUUAUUUUGUCAUUAAAUACUCCUCAUUUAAUGUUGUGAAUAUUUCAAUUCAAUUAAAGUGGGAUACUUUUAA